Messenger RNA from Brassica oleracea var. oleracea, 2100 nucleotides. Its product is annotated as calcium-dependent protein kinase 13-like. Gene Ontology annotation, biological process: peptidyl-serine phosphorylation; protein autophosphorylation; intracellular signal transduction. Gene Ontology annotation, molecular function: calcium ion binding; ATP binding; calcium/calmodulin-dependent protein kinase activity. The coding region runs from base 204 to 1790 and encodes 528 amino acids. The record is from RefSeq and is a predicted model, not a curated record. The transcript has 7 exons. Lineage: Eukaryota; Viridiplantae; Streptophyta; Magnoliopsida; Brassicales; Brassicaceae. Gene Ontology annotation, cellular component: nucleus; cytoplasm.
AUAUGACUUGAAAAAAUUAGAAAAAAUAUCAAAAGGAGAGAAACCUCUCUCUCUCUCUCACUUUGAUCUAUGGCUCCCUCUAUCGCUUUCUCUCCAGCUAGCUACAGCUCCAUUGUUACGAUCCUCCUCUCCAAAUGCUAGAAUGUGGGAACCCUAGAUUACCCCAAAUCUAGUUAAAACCUUCCCAGAGAUUUUGGAAACUCAUGGGGAACUGUUGCAGAUCUCCCGCAGCUGUAGCUAGAGAAGACGUAAAAUCCAACUACUCCGGCCACGAUCACCCUCGUAAAGACUCCACCAACGGCAAAAAAUCAGCUCCGAUUCGAGUCCUCACGGACGUCCCCAAGGAGAACAUCGAGGACCGGUACUUGCUCGACAGAGAGCUCGGACGCGGCGAGUUCGGUGUCACCUACCUCUGCAUCGAGAGAACCACGCGGGACCUCCUCGCGUGUAAGUCGAUCUCGAAGAGGAAGCUCAGGACCGCCGUGGAUAUCGAGGACGUGAAGAGGGAAGUGGCGAUUAUGAAGCAUCUGCCCAAGAGCUCGAGUAUCGUUACUCUCAAGGAGGCUUGUGAGGACGAUGCCGCUGUGCAUUUGGUGAUGGAGCUUUGUGAAGGUGGCGAGCUUUUCGAUCGGAUUGUGGCGAGGGGGCAUUACACGGAGCGCGCUGCCGCGGGGGUUACGAAGACGAUCGUUGAGGUUGUGCAGUUGUGUCACAAGCAUGGGGUGAUUCAUAGAGAUUUGAAGCCGGAGAACUUUUUGUUUGCUAAUAAGAAGGAGAACUCGCCGCUUAAGGCUAUUGACUUUGGAUUGUCGAUUUUCUUCAAGCCAGGUGAGAAGUUCUCGGAGAUAGUUGGGAGUCCAUAUUACAUGGCACCUGAGGUGCUAAAGCGGAGCUAUGGUCCAGAAAUAGAUAUUUGGAGUGCUGGAGUCAUUCUUUAUAUCCUGCUCUGUGGAGUUCCUCCAUUCUGGGCAGAGUCGGAACAGGGAGUUGCUCAGGCUAUUUUACGUGGGAUAAUUGAUUUUAAGAGAGAACCGUGGCCAAACAUUUCGGAGACUGCUAAGAGUCUUGUCAGACAAAUGUUAGAGCCUGAUCCAAAGCGCCGCCUGACUGCAAAGCAAGUGCUUGAGCACCCGUGGAUUCAAAACGCCAAGAAAGCUCCAAAUGUCCCUCUUGGAGAUGUUGUCAAGUCCAGAUUAAAGCAAUUUUCAGUGAUGAACAGAUUCAAGAGAAAAGCCCUGAGGGUUAUUGCCGAAUUCUUAUCUUCCCAAGAAGUAGAAGACAUCAAAGAGAUGUUCAACAAGAUGGAUACUGAUAAAGAUGGUAUUGUUACCAUCGAGGAGUUGAAAGCUGGACUUCGAGAUUUUGGUACACAGCUAGCUGAAUCAGAAGUGCAGAUGCUUAUUGAAGCGGUGGAUACUAAAGGGAAAGGAACACUAGACUAUGGAGAGUUUGUUGCAGUCUCUCUCCACCUGCAAAAGGUAGCAAACGAUGAGCAUCUCCGCAAAGCAUUCUCGUACUUUGACAAGGAUGGAAAUGGGUACAUUUUACCCGAGGAGCUUUGUGAGGCCUUAAAGGAAGAUGGAGGGGAUGACUGUGUGGAUGUCGCCAAUGAUAUAUUCCAAGAAGUUGACACGGACAAGGAUGGGAGAAUAAGCUACGAAGAGUUUGCGGCAAUGAUGAAAACAGGAACGGAUUGGAGAAAGGCGUCUCGUCAUUACUCGAGAGGGAGAUUCAAUAGCCUAAGCAUCAAGCUAAUGAAGGACGGAUCUUUGAACCUAGGCAACGAAUAGUGAACAAAGUGAGUAAGCCAGCUGCAUUAGAUUAUUUUAGAGUUCAUCUCUCACGUUACGUCAUCCACGUCAAGCAUUAAGCCAAGAUAAGUCAAACAUCUUGGGACUCAGAAUUCAAUCUUUUUUUUUUGUUUGUAAAUCUUUCGUUUUUUUAAUCCGUUUCUUUAUUUGUGGUGAUUCAUGCUAUCUGUGUCCUUUAUUGGUUUGUGGGCUGAGUUGUGGUAGAAAGGUUAAAGACAUGAGAAUCAAUGUUUGAUGUGUAGAAGAAGAAAAACGACCUUUCUGGUAAAUGAUGUUUUAAUAUGAAUCA